CGGGGCUGCGGGGCGGGGAGAAGUUUUCUCUCCCCCGCGCCAUCCUGGCCGGGGCUCGGGAGUUUGCAAACAAGGAGGAGCAGCGAGUCCCUUCGGUGUCAUUGGAGGAGGCUUUUUCCAAGGAGCUCAUAAAUACGGCGGGGCCGGGCGGCGGGCGGCGGCUGUGCGGGCACCCCCCGAGGGCAGCGCAGCGGGCAGAGCCGCGCCGGGGGCGCCGGGCCAUGGCCGCGCUGCUGGGCACCUUCCCCUGGCCGGAGCGGCUGGAGGGGGCGGCCGAGGGGCUGCCGCCGGGGCCGCCCCCCCGGGCGCCGCCGGGGGACAAGGGCGCCGAGAGCCGCAUCCGCCGGCCCAUGAACGCCUUCAUGGUGUGGGCGAAGGACGAGAGGAAGCGCCUGGCCGUGCAAAACCCCGACCUGCACAACGCGGAGCUCAGCAAGAUGCUCGGCAAAUCCUGGAAGGCGCUGAGCCUCGCGCAGAAGCGGCCCUACGUGGAGGAGGCCGAACGGCUGCGGGUGAAGCACAUGCAAGAUUACCCCAACUACAAGUACCGGCCGCGGCGGAAGAAGCAGGUCAAGCGGAUCUGCAAGCGGGUGGACCCGGGUUUUUUGCUGGGCAGCCUGGCGCGGGACCAGAACGCCGUGCCGGAGAAGCGGCCCUGCGGCAGGGCGGCGGGCGAGAAAGAGGGGCCGGGUGAGUACCCGCCUCGCCCGGGGCUGCCGCCCGCCCGGGGGUACCGGGAGGCCCCGGCGGGCGGCGGCAGCAAUGCCAGCGUGGACACCUACCCCUACGGGCUGCCCACGCCGCCGGAGAUGUCUCCUUUGGACGCCAUCGACCCCGAGCAGAGCUUCUUCUCCUCGCCCUGCCCCGAGGAGCAUCACCGCUCCCACCUGGCCGGAGCCACCUUCUCCCCGGAGUACGCGGCCACCUCGCUCCCGUGCAACCACCACGCUCUCGGCGCCUGCAUGAUCCCCCCGGCCUCCAGCUGCCCUCCCCUCCCUCCUCCUCCUCCCCCCAGCUACUACACGCCUGCUUUCCACCCCGUCCACCCCCAAAACCUCCAUGCCCACCUGGGCCAGCUCUCGCCGCCGCCCGAGCACCACAGCUUCGACAGCCUGGACCAGCUGAGCCAAGCCGAGCUCCUGGGGGAGAUGGACCGCGACGAGUUCGACCAGUAUCUCAACACCCCCGGGCACGCCGACCACGGCAGCGCGCUGCUCAACGGACACGCGCCGGCGGCCCCGGCGGCCGGCGGCUCCCACGCCUCCGAGACCAGCCUCAUCUCCGUCCUGGCGGACGCCACGGCCACCUAUUACAAUAACUACAGCGUCUCCUAGGCCGGCGGGCCGGCGGGAAGACCCGGCAGCGUUACGGGGGACAUCCCCCGGGAGGACGUCGCCCGCCCGCGGGGGCCACCGCCUCCGUGCCGGAAGGGCCGCGGAGUCUCCUCGGCGGCCUGGGCGAGGGGUUUCGGCUGUCGGCGGGUGUCGAGCGUUGGGUCGCCCGCUCCGACGCGGGGACGCGCUGCCCCGAGCCCUCCGGCUGCUUCCCCUUCCCCGACCCGCGACGCUCCGGGAAGGAGGGCGGCAGCAUCCCGCGGGUACCUGCCCCGAAACCUCGGCGCGGGCGAAACCCGGCGGAAAAAGGGCAGCGAUGGGGGGAAGAAGCGAAGGUUUGGUGGCGCGACCCGCUGGGGAGCCGUGUCUGCGGGGAGGGACCAGGGCGAGGAGGAGGGAUGCGGCCGCCGGCAGCUUCCCCGCGAGGAACCGGCGGAUCGGGGCUGUCCGGGGACGAGCGCGUCUCGCCGCUGCGUUAAAACCAGCACCGCCACCAGCUUCAGUCUGUGCCUCGGCCUCCCCCCGCCUCCCUCCCGGGCUGGGAAAAUUUAUUCGGAUGAGCACUUUGGAAAAGAGGUGAUAAUGUAGCAGACACAUUUCUUCUCAAACACCAUUUGAAGGCAAACACUUACUGCUUAGACGCAGGGCCCGAUGCCUCCUCUAACUCCAGCGUAUUAUUGCUUGUAAUAAAGCUGUACAUUGAUUUAUACGUUCCAUUAUUUUUCCCCUCGGAUUUUGUAUUGCUAGAGUUCUCUUUCUUUUCAUAAAGAUGAAGCUUUAUUUUAAAUCAGUUAUAUGACAUGAUUAAUCUUAGUGUUUACUGUAUGGCACUUGGUAAUGAUUAGUUAGUAGCGUGGCUAUGAUUUUUUCUGGUUUCAGUCCUGAACGUGUAUUAAUAAUAAUUGCAAAUAAUACUUAAAAAAAAACAACACACAACUUCACAGGUUUUAAGCUAAUACAUUCUAUCUUUUUUGUGUGUGACACUAUGCAUUUUGAAUGAGUGUGGAUACGAGUUUGCAUAAAAUAUUUAAUUUAAAUAAAUAUGUUUUUAUACAAUGAUUGUUUUAUGAUUUAAAUUGCUGUAGCUAUUGACAAAGUUUUCAAAGGAGAAACAUUUCUUGUGUGAGUGCUGUUUUUUAUUUUUUUUUGUUCGUAUUUUCAGCCAAACUUUUCUACUUCCAUUUUUUUUUUU
Messenger RNA from Dromaius novaehollandiae (emu), 2526 nucleotides. It is a transcript of the gene SOX7, whose product is annotated as SRY-box transcription factor 7. NCBI's taxonomy places the organism in Eukaryota, Metazoa, Chordata, Aves, Casuariiformes, Dromaiidae. Gene Ontology annotation, biological process: regulation of DNA-templated transcription; cell differentiation; anatomical structure morphogenesis. The transcript has 2 exons. Bases 222 to 1334 code for a protein of 370 amino acids. Gene Ontology annotation, molecular function: RNA polymerase II cis-regulatory region sequence-specific DNA binding; DNA-binding transcription factor activity, RNA polymerase II-specific. The record is from RefSeq and is a predicted model, not a curated record.